This is a messenger RNA of Arachis duranensis, 2214 nucleotides long. RefSeq lists its product as uncharacterized. NCBI's taxonomy places the organism in Eukaryota, Viridiplantae, Streptophyta, Magnoliopsida, Fabales, Fabaceae. The record is from RefSeq and is a predicted model, not a curated record. The transcript is spliced from 3 exons. Bases 1 to 2214 code for a protein of 737 amino acids.
AUGCCCCGUUACGAGUCAUAUACCCAGUUCAACACCAAGCGAGACGACAUCAUCAAAGAAAUAUUAAAUUCCAAGCUAAUUAAGCCACCUCGCAAAGCCGGUAGUUACCCUGAGCCGAAGAAUAUUGAUAAGUCCAAGUAUUGCACAUUUCAUAAAAAAUAUGGUCACACGACCGAUGAAUGUGUAAUCGCAAAGGAUCUACUAGAACGCCUAGCAAGACAGGGCCACCUUGACAAAUUUAUCUCAGGCCACAUUCAAAAAAGGGCGGUGCCGACCACCGAACAACCUCUCGUAGGGCAGUCAUCAUCAGCAAAAGACAAAGAAAAGGCCCCCGCUCAACCUAGGGGCAUAAUCAAUUGUAUCUCUGGAGGGUAUGCUGGGGGUGGUAACACAAGCUCGGCAAGGAAGCGAACCUACCGAGCAAUGUUAGCACUUGCGGAUACCACCCACAAUCCCCAACAAGCACAAGAACUCCCAGAAGUGACUUUCCGAUCAACCGACUUUAUUUGCAAAGAUGCAAACCUGGAUGACCCUGUUGUCAUCUCUAUUCAGCUAGGCGAUCUAAUUGUUCGAAAGGUCCUCUUAGACUCAGGAAGUAGUGCUGACGUUCUAUUCUUUACUACAUUUGAAAAAAUGAAGUUGAGUACUAACAUUUUGCAGCCAUUUAUUGGAGAUCUUGUAGGUUUUUCAGGAGAACGAGUACCCGUUAUGGGUUCUGUAUGGCUGCAGACCACACUAGGCGAACAACCGCUCUCCAAGACACAGGAUAUUCAAUUCCUUGUUGUUGACUGUUUUAGCCCGUAUAACCUCAUUUUGGGUAGGCCCUUUUUAAACAAAUUUGCUGCAAUAGUAUCCACCGUCCACCUUUGUGUCAAGUUUCCAGUGCAGGAUAAGGUAAUAGCCACGGUCCACGGCGACCUCCAAGAAGCUCGGCACUGCUAUAAUGCAAGCCUGAAGCCUAUCAAAAGAGCGGCUGAGCGACAAAUCAACUCUAUACACGCCGAUCAACCGACCUUAGCCGAGUUAGAUCCCAGGGCUGAUGUUGAAGAUCGUCCCAUGCCAAAUGAAGAUCUAACAAAGACAGAAUGCCGACCUCUUCGCAUGGACCCCGCAGAUAUGCCAGGUAUCGACCCGUCGGUGAUCACACACAAACUUGCGAUAAACCCGGCUGCCAGACCAGUAUCUCAGAAAAAAAGGAACCUCGGAGUUGAGAAAAGACUCGCCUCAAUGACUGAAGCCAAAAAGCUCAUUGACGCCCAGUUCAUCCGUGAGAUCAGAUUCACAACUUGGUUAGCCAAUGUCGUAAUGGUAAGAAAAAGUAAUGGUAAAUGGCGCAUGUGCGUCGACUUUACAGACUUAAAUAAGGCUUGUCCCAAAGACGCCUACCCUUUACCAUGCAUUGAUACCUUAGUUGAUAAUUCUUGUGGUUAUGGUGCAUUAAGUUUUAUGGAUGCAUAUUCCGGUUAUAAUCAGAUUCUCAUGCAUCCAUCAGAUCAAGAGAAAACAGCCUUUAUAACCGAAUAUGGUAAUUAUUGUUACAACGUAAUGCCUUUUGGUUUAAAGAAUGCAGGGGCAACAUAUCAGCGGCUGAUGAACAGAGUAUUUGAACAACAGAUAGGUCGAAACAUCGAGGUAUAUGUGGACGAUAUGGUCGCUAAGACAAAGACAGGCAAAUCUCACAUUGCCGACCUUACCGAAAUUUUUGGGCAAAUCCGAGCUUACAAUAUGAGGCUCAAUCCUGAAAAGUGUGCCUUCGGUGUCCGAGGAGGCAAAUUUCUUGGGUUUAUACUCACCAGCAGAGGAAUGGAGGCAAAUCCAGAAAAAUGUAAGGCAGUCCUUGAUAUGAACAGUCCGACAACCAUAAAAGAGGUUCAAAGAUUAACAGGGAGAUUAGCAGCUUUGUCGAGAUUUUUACCAUGUCUAGCAGCAAAGUCGGCCAACUUUUUUCGGUGCUUACGGAAGAAUAAGACCUUUCAGUGGGAUGAGGAAUGCGAACUUGCGUUUCAAAGUUUAAAGCAAUUUCUAUCUAAACCCCCUAUUCUGCAGAAGCCUAAGGUCGGCGAAACUCUAUAUUUGUAUUUGUCAAUUACUGACACAGCAAUUAGUUCUGUUCUUGUUACAGAGGAUGAGAAAGGUCAACAGCCAGUUUACUUUAUCAGCAAGUACUAUCGUCUCUCUCCUGCAUAUUCAAAACGACUAUGGGUGUAUUUGUGA